CGACUGUUCUUGCUUCCCAAAUUAAUUUGCCUCACCUCGUAUAUUGUUGUCUCGCAUCAUCUUAGGCCCCUCUUUGGGUGUGCCCUUCCGGGUCCGGACCCCGCGCCUGCCUGGGAGAUCUUGUCAGACAACCACAAUGUCAUCGCCAACCUCUGCCUCUGCAUCCUCUGUCUCGUCGUCGUCGUCGUCGUCGUCGUCGUCGUCUUCGUCUUCAUCGCCAUUGGAGAGCGGCUCGUCGUGGCAGCUCUUUGACAGCAUCGCCUUGAGACGGAACACGGGUGGGGCCACCGACGAUGACCUGUUUGAGUCGGUGACGAACCCCAUCUCGGCGGCGCGAGCCGAGGGCAACAGCCACACGAUGGCCUUUGGUGGCUGCGUCAUCGCCAUGGCCCUCCACGCAGCCUACCACACGCUGCCCGAGGGCAAGGCGCGCGAGACGGCCGCCGUCUACUCGAUGCUGGGCCACUUCCUGGGCCCCACGCUGACGGAUCGCCCACUGAAGCUGCAGGUCAAGCGGAUCCGAGACACGCGCUCCUUUUGCACGCGGCUCAUCAUGGCCUCGCAGGUCGGAAGCAAGGCCCCGCUCUGCUUCUCGGCCACCGUCGACUUUCUCCUCCAGCCGCGCACCAAGACUGUCCUCACCUUUUCGCCGCCCCCACCCGAGGUCUCCCAGGGCCGGCCCGACGACAUCCCCGACUACUACAGCGUGCUGAGGCAACGCACGAGCGCGGGUGAAGUCACGCGCGAGGCCGAGGAGGAGUUCAAGAAGCGCUACUACAACAACCACCGCCUCUUUGAGACGCGGCAGUGCCCGGGCACCAUGUCGUACGACAACAUCGACGGCGUCGUGCCUGCCAAGAGCAGCAGCUCGGUCCAGUGGGCCCUGCCACCGUGGCAGCGAUCGACGGUUGAGUGGCACCGGCUGCACCAGCCCGCCGAGCUAGCCAGGGACGAGGAGCGCGAGCGCCAGGGCGUGCUCACGCUCUCGUCGCCCCGCGCCGCCUCGGCCUGCGCCAUCGCCUACCACCUCGACAUGCUCGUCUUCAUCGCCCUCUUCCACAACGGCAUGGGCCUCGACGACGUGGGCGCCACCACGUCGCUCGACUUUGCCCUCCGCUUCCACGCCGACGACAUGGACGCGCACCGCAACUGGCUCGUGCGCUCCUACGGCGCAAACGUCGCCGGCCACGAGCGCGGCUACACCGAGGCCAACUGCUGGCAGCAGCGGCCCGACGGCAGCACCGAGCUCGUGGCCACCAUGACCCAGGUCGGCCUCUUCCGGGGCAAGACGGUGUCGAAGCUGUGAUGCGGCAGUCUCAGAGGGAAGCUACUGUUUAUAUUUUUAAUACCAU
This is a messenger RNA of Acaromyces ingoldii, 1352 nucleotides long. RefSeq lists its product as hypothetical. Gene Ontology annotation, molecular function: fatty acyl-CoA hydrolase activity. Lineage: Eukaryota; Fungi; Basidiomycota; Exobasidiomycetes; Exobasidiales; Cryptobasidiaceae. Gene Ontology annotation, biological process: fatty acid catabolic process; acyl-CoA metabolic process. The record is from RefSeq and is a predicted model, not a curated record. Gene Ontology annotation, cellular component: peroxisomal matrix. Bases 137 to 1306 code for a protein of 389 amino acids. The transcript has a single exon.